Molecule: messenger RNA, 1723 nt
Organism: Eutrema salsugineum
Lineage: Eukaryota; Viridiplantae; Streptophyta; Magnoliopsida; Brassicales; Brassicaceae
Exons: 2
Biological process (GO): transmembrane transport
Cellular component (GO): membrane
Molecular function (GO): transmembrane transporter activity
Source: RefSeq, a predicted model, not a curated record
UUCUCUCUCUCUCGCAGAUUACUGAUUCUUCAACCACAAAUUUACGAGCGAUACUCUCUCUCGGAGAUUACUGAUUCUUCUCCCUCUUUCUUUUGCGUUUUGCAGGAAAUCGAACAAACCGUAACAAAUCGCGCCGCACAACCACAACAACAACAACAACAGCAACAACAACAACAACAACAGCAACAACAACAACAACAACGACCAACACUGACCGGAAGAUUCUGCAGAUGCCUUUUCACGACUAUUUUCUACUUGCAACUGAUCCUAGUCUCGACCUUCGUCAUCUUUCUCACAUCACGAGGUCUAGUCUUCAAGAAAUCACCAAACUUCCACCCCAAGAAAUGGUACACACCUUUGCUAUCCUCUGUAGCCCUAUCUGGAGUUCUCUCUUUAGCCUGGCAAUGCUUCUUCGUCUGCAACAUAGCAGCAACAGUCAAAGCAACGUUCUAUUUCGCACCGCUGUUCACAUUCUCGGUCGGGAUCUUCUUGUAUGUGUACGGCUUAAAGGUGGUUCGAUGGAUCGGUGUACUUAUUCUGCUCUGUAGCAUUUUCCAGGCAGUCUAUAGCUGGUGUUUCGUCCUUAAAAGGAAGCGUGUAUUUACCUCCAAGAUUAUGGCAAACUCCACGGCCGCACUACCUGCAAGAACCAGAGCAAUCGCCGUUGUAUCAGUGAUCUUAAGCGUCUUUUACUCUGGUUUCUUGGUGGCUGGAAUCGGAGGAGCUACUGCUACAAGAACACGUCUAGAUAUUCUUUUCAUCUCCAUAAUCGUGAUAAUCCUGGCCUGGACAAUGCAAGUUCUCAAAAACGUACAGCUCGUGGCUAUCUCGAAAGCCGCAUACGUAUACUUUGCGCGUGUUGAGUUUAUGAAUGCAUGUGAUGCUCUUUGCGCCACUCUGAAGAACCAUCUCGGGAGCGUUUGUAUUGGGUCAACGCUCGUUCCAGUUUUUGUAUUCAUCAGGUUAACGAUCCGAGCCUUUAAUAGGUUGGACAACGGCAGCGACAGGACCAUGUAUGCAAAUAACAGAGACUGCGCUUGGAUUGCCAAUCAUAUGAUUGUAAUCGGAAACAGAUGGGGAUUUGUUCAUGUGGGAGCUCACAACAAAACCUUUGUGCAAGCGUCGAGAGAUACCUGGAUGGCUUUUAGAAGAAUGGUUGGAUUGGAGGAACUGAUUGAUGCUGACCUCACCAGCUCCAUCUGCUUCCUCAGUGCCAUUGCAACUGGGGCUAUCUCUGCAUUAACUUCAGGAAUAUGGGCGCUUGUGAUCCAUAAGGAUUACUUCUUUGAGCUGACUCUCUAUGCCUUCAUCAUCGGAUACUUCGUGGCGAGAGUUGCUUCGGCGUGGUUGCAAGCAUGUGUAUUGGGAUACUAUGUAGCUUAUUCUGAGAAUCCACAGAACGAUUUUUUUGAUGACAUGAUUCCACAACGUAUUGCACGGCAAAAUAUUGAAGAGAGACAAAGAGAAGCCAGACAUGAAGUGCCGGUGCGAGAGGAGGAGGAGGAUAUAUCAUACGCGUAGAGCUAACAUGCGGAAGAACAUAUUCCACCAAGUACAGAAAAAAAUACCUUCGUUUUCUUUUUUUUUUCGAUUUCGCUGAGGCAUUUUCAAGCUAUAGAUCGGAGAUUGUUUAGCUCCAUAUGCACAAUGCAGCUAGAGAAGGAAUUUAUACAUUACUAAGUAUAGAUUUUGUUUUCGUUUUUCCGUUUUUUUUUUUUUGUUG